Molecule: messenger RNA, 312 nt
Organism: Aspergillus fumigatus Af293
Lineage: Eukaryota; Fungi; Ascomycota; Eurotiomycetes; Eurotiales; Aspergillaceae
Exons: 1
Coding region: 1-312 (103 amino acids)
Source: RefSeq, a predicted model, not a curated record
AUGCCACCGGAGCAUAUCCUCCUUGUCGAGUCAUUUUUUACGUGGCCCACUUCAAACUCGUUGGAGGACGAGUGGGCGAGGCGCAAUAAGGCCGUGAUGGCAGGGGUACAGUAUUGUGGUUUCCAGGAGGGAGGCCCUCUCCGCGGGCGGCCGAAACGUCCUGCAUCAGAGGAUGAAGAAUUGAUUGCGGAUCCAGCGGCUAAGAAGCAAAAGGGACCUAAGCGGCCAACUGUAUCAGCAUCGGAGAAGAAACUUGAUACCAUCAAGGAAAAGGUGGUAGCGGUCAAGCCAUCUGCGUGUUUUCAAUGCUAA